Molecule: messenger RNA, 663 nt
Organism: Lachancea meyersii CBS 8951
Lineage: Eukaryota; Fungi; Ascomycota; Saccharomycetes; Saccharomycetales; Saccharomycetaceae
Source: the annotation of a GenBank genome assembly
AUGGUUUUUAGACUCAUUAUUGUAGAUCCGCGACCAAAUGUGAAAAGCGGUGGAUUUGCGACCCCCAAGGGACGCAGAGACAAAUCGUCGCUCGAAGAUGGCCCAAACGAUCUACCCGUUAUGAUAAACACCUUCAGCUCAAAGCAGACUGGUAAGGUGCAGUAUCGAUCCAAAAUUGGGAUCACGAAGAAAAAAGUCGCCAAACCGACUAAAGAGACCAAGCCAAAUACAGAAGGUAAACGAACCUCCCAUCCACACUCUUCUUCUUCAGGUCAUAUGUCAUCGUAUUCUGACGGAAAUUCGCAUUUAGAGUCCUGGCCACAACAAUCAAAGGACAAAAAUACUCUUGCAUGGCCUCAGAGGCCGAUUACCUUCGUCAGCUCGGUAGCCGAUGCCUGUCAUUUGGAAUAUGCAAGCUCCGGGCCAUCGUCAUUUGAGUUUGAUGGCAAAAAACCUCAAAGACCCCUGUUUCGCAUCAAUAAUCCAAAGUUACGCAAGAAUGUGACAAAGACCAACGGGCGCAUAGACCUCUCGAACGUUAUAGACCCUAAUUUUGCAUUCUCUCAUAACUCACUGAACGAUUCCGGGAGUAAAAGUACCAAACAGCAGCCGCUGGAUUUUGGCACCAAUCCCAUAUUCAAAGUCCCACUCAACAAUCGUUGA